This is a messenger RNA of Setaria italica (foxtail millet), 564 nucleotides long. RefSeq lists its product as uncharacterized. The record is from RefSeq and is a predicted model, not a curated record. The coding region runs from base 1 to 564 and encodes 187 amino acids. The transcript has 2 exons. NCBI's taxonomy places the organism in Eukaryota, Viridiplantae, Streptophyta, Magnoliopsida, Poales, Poaceae.
AUGGCGGCGGGCAGCGCCGCUGCGGCCGCCGGCGCGGGAGGUGGCAACAUCAGCGACGCCUGCUGCUCGUCGCUAAACAAGGCCCUCGACGCCGGGCACCGCUGCGUGUGCUCGCUGCUGCUGUCCAACGGCGUCUUCGCCUCCCUCGUGACCAACCUCCUCACGCUCCCGCUCGUGCUGCCGCUGCCCGGGUGCUUCCUCUACGCACCUUCCCUCGCCGCCUGCCAAGCGACGCUGCAGCAGCAGACGAGUGCACCACCUGCAGCAGCCUCGUCAGCUGCGAAAACGGGAGGCGGCGCUGCGGGGGCGGCGCUUCCAUCGUCCACACAGGCCGCCGCCGCCGCACCGCCGGUGAACAAGCGUGCAGGUCGAGAACAGGCUGACGACGGGAGGGCGAGGGGAAGCCUAGGAGGCGAUGGCAGUAGCGAGGGUCCUAGUCCAGCGGGGAGCGUCAGCCGCAGCGAUGCGUGCAGACGUCCCAGCUCUGACGAGGGGAGAGCGUGCAUACUGACCUUAGCGGUGGCCGUGGCUGUAUUCUGGUUCAACCGCAUGACGGAUUCGUAG